AUUUGUUUUAAUUUAGAUAUAAAGUAAAUAAUGUAGGCCUGAUAGUAAUGGCUUCUUCAAGCAACUCUGCUGUUCAACCAGAUAUUGUUGUUUGGGAAUGGGAAGAUGAUUUUGGGCAUUACAUCCCGUAUGACCCCUUAUCCUGCCAUGCAAUUGAAAAUGUAUUCAAUACUGGUAAAUCAACUGUGAAACUUGGAAAUGCGAACCCACUUCUUAAAUUUCAUGAAGUUGAUGUUCAGUCAUCCAGGCAAAAGAACACUGUGACAGGUAGAGAAAGGGCCGUUAAAAGAAGAUCUUUACCAGCAACACAUGCUUUGGCACAGCAAGUCUCAUGGGAAUGGGAUAAGUCUUCAUCAAAAUCUCAUGCACCUGAUUGGAGUUCGUAUUCUACCGACAUGAUAGACUAUAUUGAACGAAAACAUUCGGAAAAGAAGCAUUUGUUUGUGUUUCCACCUCACUUUGGCAUGGAUCAUCGCAUCAAUCUGAAAAGUGAAACUCAAGUGAACAAGACAACACAAUAUUUAAGGAAAAUAAAACGUGUCAAACUGCAAGAUUCCUAUCCAAUCAGUUCCUCCACAGUUAGCCAAUCAAAUCACAGACCCCGCCUACCACACGCCCAUCAAUAUCAAUGGAACCCAGUUUCAAACCAUGGGAUUACUAAUGGGUAUCCCGGUACUACAACUUAUCAGAACAGUUUCCGAAACCUGCAAAAUUCUUCCACCCCCUCUGUACCCCCACUUCAAAGCAAUGGGUCUACUGUGACAUCACAAAUUGCUCUUUCAUACGCUGCUAUGGCUUCACAAAGGCCUUUACCCAAAACCCCUUCUGGAGCCACUGGAACAUCAUCUACUACUAGCAGGACAGGAAACGCAAAUACUAGAAAGAUAUCAACAAAAAGCAGUGUGAAGGUUCCUCCAUGUCCACCUGGUGGCAUCCCGUGCACUUCAGGUAGCAGUACAUCUAUUGUUCCAAUUCAUGAGGUCAUAAAGCAUUUUAUGAAGUCAUUGAGCAUCGACCCAAAAUCAACAGAUGAUUGUGCAAUAUGUCAGAGCCAACUGACUGAAACUUCUGGAUUUGGACAAAGCAAAGAUACUUUGGAAUUGAAUUUGUGCAAACACAUUUUCCACACUGAAUGUAUUGAAGCUUCGUAUAGCCAUAGUGUGCAGAAUGGUUGCUUUGUAUGUCCAGCCUGUAACAAAAUGCAUGGUAUAAAGACGGGAACCCAGCCACCAGGGACCAUGACUUAUACUACAUCACAAAGCCAUUUGCCUGGUUACGCCAGCUGUGGAACUCUACAAGUAACAUACAACAUACCAUCUGGCAUUCAGACAUCUGAGCAUCCUCACCCAGGAAAGCGAUUCAUUGCUCACGGGUUCCCGAGAGUUGGAUAUCUUCCAGAUAAUAAUAAAGGAAGAAGGAUUUUACUGUUGCUCAUUGAAGCGUGGAAACGUCGAUUAAUUUUCACGGUUGGCCAAUCAAGCACGACUGGAAUGGAUGAUUGCGUAACAUGGACCGGAAUUCAUCAUAAAACCGAAAAAACUUCGAGGGGGGGACAUGGAUAUCCUGACGAGGGAUACUUAGAUCGAGUGUUGAGUGAACUCGCUGCUGAAGGAGUGAUUGAGGAGGAGAGCAAAGCAUAAAAGCUUUAUAAAAAACUUUUUUACUUUAUUCUGAACAAGGCUCUGGACAAGGGUAGAAUUUUGAGCAUCUCUUGACUGACAUGGACUGGUAACCAGAUAAGAGAAAAAAUUCGCAUGAGUCGUCUUAUUGACUUUCCCGAAAUAAAUACUAAAACCUUGCCUUAUCCAUGCAUAAGAAACACCUGGCGAUCAUAAACCAAUACCCGACAUGGAAUGGUAACCACACGAGAGGCUGUGGUUUUCCAUGUGACUGAGCUGUCUUAACUACCUUCCUGAGUUAAAUACUAAAACCUUAUCUUAUCCAUGCAUUUGAAACAUAACUGACUAACCCAAUACCAUAGCCGAGAUGGACUGGUAACUGCACAAGAGGCCGUGGUUCGCUAUAUGACUGAGUUGAUUUCAGCUUUCCUCUUGAGUGAAGAGCCCAGUAAUUCACUUCCUUAUAAAUAUAUCCCACAAUAUUUUACCUUGUAAAUCCACGCAUGGUAAUCGGAGGUGUGUUGACAAGCGUGUUCUUAACUAAUAGCAAGAUAUGGCAAUCGUUAAGCCUUGGUGGCUUUUUUGAAUUAAGCAUUUCAUACUUAAAAUGUACUAUAUUUUUCUUCAAUUUUCCAAUAAUUUUCAUUUCUUUGAUUUUUCUCGUUUUAAUACUUAUUCUGCAAACCUUCUUAAUAAUUAAACAAAAAGAUUUUAUUUUAAAUGAUUCAAUAAUCAUUGAAUAAAGAAUUAAGCUCGCUUUGUGGAAAGGUAAAUCGAGACCAGAGCUGUGAAGAUGGUUAAAAUGUAUCAUCGACUCGGACUUUUGAUUUCAAGUUUAAAAAGGUUCGACUCUGUGUCAUAGAAAUUUUGACUUUGUACUUCUGAACUCUAAAAUUUUGUAACAAAAACUUUGGCGUAUGUAAUCCUUCUUUGGCGCUCCAGUAGUGUGUGUACCAAUAUGGAGGCAGCUAAUUUUGUUCGCCUAUCUUACAUCCAGUUGACAGUCCCCGAACUUGUAAUGGAACUAAAAUAAUGAAAAUCUGAAUAAAAUUAUGGUCUAACCUGGUACACAUACUAAGGGAAUACUUCUUUAAAAGAAUGUCAACGAUUAAUCAACUUUAUGCUUCAGAGCAGGAGUGUGUAACAAGCGGGUCACAACCCGUCCGCGCCAAACUGUUCAGUGUUGCUCAGAUUUUCCACAUCAAGCUUCAAAACUGAUCCGACAUUUUAUUUUUAAAAAGACGCUUACAGGGGUAAAAAUACAUGUUUUCUUAUCGAUGCAUUAACUCAUUUGCCGUUUUGCUCGAUGGCUUUAUCACUGUAAUUCGUUGUAUACAUAAAAAAAAUUGUUUUCAUUGUUAAUUAUUCUAAGAACCUUUUGUUAAUUUCAGUAGUGAUUAGUAACCCAAGAUCGAUUGUGUCAUAAAAGUUUCCAUUUCCAUGUUAAAUUCUGAUUUGUUGUUCGCUUCCCAUUUCUUCAAUAUAUGCAUAUUGUGCAAAUUAGCACACAAUUUAGUACGGUGAUUUCCCUUCAAUGGAUAGUUUUCGUGUAGUAUUGAUGGUCACUGCAAGGGGGAGAGGUUAUGGUGAAAAUUGCUGUAAGGGUGGUAAUAAACUAACAGUGCUGGGAAGCAGUUCCCGAACCAUGAGUCAAGUCUAGGGGGUCCCAGGACAUCCAAGUCGAGUCAUUUUCUGUUAGUCGAUUUUCAGAUGGCUCUAAUCACCUCAAAGUAGUCUCAAUAAUAAGGUUUAAUAAAUUUUUGAAGUUUAAUUGAAGUAAUAAAUUAAACCUGAUUUUUUAUGGAGUGGUAAGACAUUUUCACAACCUUAUCCAAGAGGGGGGUUCACUCAAAAUGCUUUGGCGCACGCACCAUAGUUUGCCCACCCC
Messenger RNA from Styela clava, 3507 nucleotides. The record is from RefSeq and is a predicted model, not a curated record. Lineage: Eukaryota; Metazoa; Chordata; Ascidiacea; Stolidobranchia; Styelidae.